Equus caballus (horse) is the source of this 2066-nucleotide messenger RNA. RefSeq names its product acidic nuclear phosphoprotein 32 family member A (gene ANP32A). NCBI's taxonomy places the organism in Eukaryota, Metazoa, Chordata, Mammalia, Perissodactyla, Equidae. The record is from RefSeq and is a predicted model, not a curated record. Gene Ontology annotation, cellular component: perinuclear region of cytoplasm; nucleus. Gene Ontology annotation, biological process: nucleocytoplasmic transport; regulation of apoptotic process. Gene Ontology annotation, molecular function: histone binding.
AGGUUAGUGUGCGCCGCGGGUGCUGGGGGCUCGAGAACCGAGCGGAUCUGGUUGAGCCUUCAAAGUCCUAAAACGCGCGGCCGUGGGUUCGGGGUUUAUUGAUUGAAUUCCGCCGGCGCGGGAGCCUCUGCAGAGAGAGAGCGCGAGAGAUGGACAUGGACAAACGGAUUCAUUUAGAGCUGCGGAACAGGACGCCCUCUGAUGUGAAAGAGCUCGUCCUGGACAACUGUCGGUCGAAUGAAGGCAAAAUCGAAGGCCUCACAGAUGAAUUUGAAGAACUGGAGUUCUUAAGUACAAUCAACGUAGGCCUCACCUCAGUCGCAAACUUACCAAAGUUAAACAAACUUAAGAAGCUUGAACUAAGCGAUAACAGAAUCUCAGGGGGCCUGGAAGUAUUGGCAGAAAAGUGUCCGAACCUCACGCAUCUAAAUUUAAGUGGCAACAAAAUUAAAGACCUCAGCACAAUAGAGCCACUGAAAAAGUUAGAAAACCUCAAGAGCUUAGACCUUUUCAAUUGUGAGGUAACCAACCUGAAUGACUACCGAGAAAACGUGUUCAAGCUCCUCCCGCAGCUCACGUACCUCGACGGCUACGACCGGGACGACAAGGAGGCCCCCGACUCGGACGCCGAGGGCUACGUGGAGGGCCUGGACGACGACGAGGAGGAUGAAGACGAGGAAGAGUAUGAUGAAGAUGCUCAGGUAGUGGAGGACGAGGAGGACGAGGAGGAGGAGGAGGAAGGUGAAGAGGAGGAUGUGAGUGGAGAGGAGGAGGAGGAUGAAGAAGGUUAUAAUGACGGGGAAGUAGAUGAUGAGGAAGAUGAAGAAGAUCUUGGUGAAGAAGAAAGGGGUCAGAAGCGAAAACGAGAACCUGAAGAUGAGGGAGAAGAUGAUGACUAAGUGGAAUAACCUAUUUUGAAAAAUUCCUGUUGUGAUUUGACUGUUUUUACCCAUACCCCCCUCCCCAUCCCGCCCCCCGAAACUUAUUUUUUUCUGAUUGUAACGUUGCUGUGGGAACGAGAGGGGAAAAGUGUACUGGGGGUUGUGGGGGGAGGGAGGGCGGGAGGGGGUGGAAUAAAAUACUAUUUUUACUGCCACUCUUUAUUUUUUUUUCCCCUACUUUUUCUUUGUGUCUGGUUCUGCCCCUGUAAAUGCAAUAGCUGAGUACACACCAAGUGAGCAUUUGCUCCUUACUCUCAGAGAGGACGGUUUGGAGGCCUCUUACGUUUCCUGGUGUUUCCUGAGUCUCUUAGUUGGUUGCAAGGCCAUGGCUGGCCACAGUUUGGUUUCUCAGAGCCCAGGAGGGGCUGAGCACCAGCCACAUCUUACCUCUUGUUCUGCUUGCCGUGGUUUCUGCAUUUCUUGGGCCUGUUCGAGGCACCUGAUGCCCCUGGUUUGUAAAUAGCAACCUAAAGGCGUGUUUUGGCACUGGAUGGGCACAGUCCCCGUCUCCCUUCCCUUUCCCUCUUCACAGCUGGUGGUGGGCUUCACUCUACAAAGAGGACUCUGAUGUCACUCUUAAGAGCUGUGAGCCAGAGAGCCGAGAACAGCAGGCUUAUGAGUUAGGAGUAAAGUAGAUUUGGUAAUAAUAAUUAAAACAAAAGAAGUAAACCCUCAAACUUCAACCUCUUUAAAAGAUUCAAAAAAAAAAACUGUCCUGUCUUGUUCUGUAAACUAUUAGAACGCUUUGUUUUACAAAAUGACGAGAGAAAUCUUCCACGUGUGCUUCUGUGCUUAGACCAUUUUUACAAGGCUGAGCGCGGGAGACAUUGCUGCAUGUCUGCUGGGGUUUUUUUCAUACAGCGGAGCACGGAAAAACUAACGCAAAAUUGUAUUUUCUUACCUAGUGGAAAUCUGAAGUGACCGCAAAUUCCUAGUGAAUGCACAGGUGUGCUUUCAUGUCCCUCUUCUGGAUUGCUUUACAAGUAGCGUGUGUCUCCCUAGCCCGUGUUCCAUCUGUACAGAAGAGCAUCUGCCCGGAUUUUCUCCUCCCCCUCAGAAGAGCCAAACUUUGAGUUUUAUGUCUGUUUGUCAUUGAUAAAUUUCAAUAAAUCUUUUUAUACAGUU